Molecule: messenger RNA, 629 nt
Organism: Nannochloropsis gaditana CCMP526
Product: phosphoglycerate mutase
Exons: 2
Biological process (GO): fructose 2,6-bisphosphate metabolic process; regulation of pentose-phosphate shunt; negative regulation of programmed cell death
Cellular component (GO): cytosol
Molecular function (GO): fructose-2,6-bisphosphate 2-phosphatase activity
Source: RefSeq, a predicted model, not a curated record
CAGCAGGAAAUGCAUCUGUUCCUUCCUGCUAACUCAGGGAAAUAGAUUCCAGGAUACUUCUGGGCAACAUCCUCGCAAGAUAACCUCGCCGGGAUAAUAUGCUGCCAUUUUCCCCACCUUCACAUCCUGCGAAACGAAAGCACUUCGCCACAUCCCCGCUCGUCGUUUUUUAUAUUAUACGGCAUGGUGAAAGCACCGGAAACCGGCAAGGUAUUCUCCAGGGCCAACGAGAUUAUCCUUUGACAGACACGGGAAGGCAGCAAGCGCAGGAGACGGGCCGACGGCUUCGGCAAGAUGCAUCUUUACAAGACCUGGAAACAGGGGAUGUCUCUUGCUUCUUUGACCGCAUAUAUUCUAGUGAUUUAACAAGAGCGAAAAAUACCGCCGAGAUAAUCGUCGAGGAACUGACAGGUGGAAAGCGCCAACCAAGCAAGGAUCCUAGUCAUCACGGGAGCAACGACACCAGCAGCAAUACCUGUCAUAACGACGACAAUGCGAAUGACAUUGGACUUGAAAGCCUGCUGACCCUUGACACCGAUCUUAGGGAAAUCUCAGGAGGCGCGCGGGAGGGCCAGCCGCUUGGUCUUUCACUGCAGGAGGCAAUGCGUCGGACGGCUUUGAAGCAGGUG